Messenger RNA from Mucor mucedo, 2662 nucleotides. Its product is annotated as ankyrin repeat-containing domain protein. Gene Ontology annotation, cellular component: nucleoplasm. Gene Ontology annotation, molecular function: protein binding. The transcript has 4 exons. The coding region runs from base 329 to 2662 and encodes 777 amino acids. The record is from RefSeq and is a predicted model, not a curated record. Lineage: Eukaryota; Fungi; Mucoromycota; Mucoromycetes; Mucorales; Mucoraceae.
UUUUUUUUUUUUUUUUACAGAAAAAAAAACCUUUUUUUUUUUUUUUUCAUAAAAGAACAAAGGGUUUUUUUAUAUAUAUAUAUAUUCUUAUUCUUUGCAAAGAAAAAAAAAAGAAAUAGAUAAUCCUUUUAUUGAUUGUAUGAUAUAACACUUUUUUUUUUUCUUUAUAUAUAAUUAUAUAUACAUUACAUUUUCCCUUUUUUUUUUCUUUUACAAAAAAAAAAUUUUUUUUUUCUAUACACUCUUACUUUUAUAUAUACAUACACACACCACACACACAUACAUAACAACAACAACAAUAACAACAACGCCCUUGUAAACAGUAAGAAUGACACAUGAUAAAAAGCCUCGAGGAAGAACAUCAUGUCAAGACCCCAACAAGACGGAUAAAGCAGGACGCACCAAAAUAUUUUCUUCCACCAGUUCAGGCAGUCUUCAGAAAGUCAAGGAAUUAAUUGAGCGUGGUGCAGAUGUAAAUCACAGAGAUAAUGCAGGCUGGGCUCCACUUCAUGAAGCCGCUCUCAAAGGUCAAUACGCCAUUGCCCAACAUCUCAUCCAAUGCGGUGCCAUUGUUAACGUACGUGGAUUUGAAGACGACACCCCUUUACAUGACGCCUGUUCAUAUGGUUAUGCCGAUUGUGUGAAAUUAUUGGUCGACUCGGGCGCAGACGUUUAUGCCCUCAACACCGAUAAAAAGAGACCCAUCGAUCUCUGUGAGGACAAGACCUGCAUCAGUCUUGUCAAGGCCAAAAUGAAGGAAUUAGAUCGUUUGGCUUCUAGAGACACGCAGGGUAAAACUUCGCUUCAUCGCGCCUGUAUCGAUGGCAACCUCACAAAAGUACAGCACUUAUUAAUGACCGGUGCCAAUACAAAUGCAACUGAUACCUUAGAAUGGACUCCGUUACAUUGUGCUGCCCGCUAUGGUCAUUUGGAAAUCACCAAAUUAUUAAUUGACCACGGUGCUGAUAUCAAUAGCUUGGGUCAGGGUGCCUCCACCGUAUUACACAUUGCUUGUCAGUACGGUCAUGAAGCUAUUGUACAAUACCUUGUUCAAAUGGGUGCAGAUGUGCAUGCCACAGAUGCUCAAGAUCAGACACCCUAUGCUGUCUCUCAUUCAGUGACGGUGCGACAAAUCAUUACUGCUCACAUUGACGAAGAACGCCGAUUAAGAGCAACCACGGAAGCCAUUGAUGAAAUCACUUUUGUAUCCAAUACCAAACAGAAACGUAAAAAUAACAACGAAGAUGCUUUACUAUCACGUGAGGAGCGUAAGAUUCAAGCCAUCAUGAAGGCUUUUGAAAAAGCAGAAAAGAAACAACAAGCCAAAAGAGAACGACAGGAAGAAACCAUUGUAAAUAAUAAUAAUAAUCAUAAUCAUACGCAUAAUAAUAUAAAGAAGAGAAAAUCGUCAUCCAAAAGAGACUGUUCCUCUGAGCCACCACCACCACCACCUACAACAACAACAACGCCCAUAACGCCAAAAAAACCGAUGGUUGUAGAUACAAGUAAAUUCGAUCCUUAUAAAAAGGAUACCAGUGGACGUACGCAUCUUCAUCGAUGGUCCAUUCGUGGUAACGUACAAGCGGUAGAAACCUUAUUAAAAGCUGGCGCAAAUCCAUGUGAACGAGAUCAUGCCGGCUAUACACCAUUACAUGAAGCCGCUUUACGUGGAAAAACUGACGUGGUUCGAUUACUCCUCGAAUCAAACGCAAAUGUCAAUUGUCAAGGUGCUGAUUUCGAUACUCCCCUUCAUGAUGCAACCGAGAAUGGAUACCCGGAUGUAGUGCUCUUACUACUCGAAUACGGUGCUGAUGUGAAUGCUAAAAAUUCGAAAGGCCUGACACCGCUGGAAAUCGCCAUCGAUCAAGAUAAUAAAGAAAUCGAGGCUCUGCUAAAGCAGUACAAAGAUAUCAAGCCGAAAAAACGAAAACUGGUAUUGGCAGCAGAUAUGCCACCGUGUAAACAACCUGAAUCUCCCACGUCGCCCAUCGGCAAUCAUAGUGGUGGUGUAUUUGGUGAUAUGAAGACCGCCAAAGCGCAUGCGCGACAACUUUCGGGCCAGCAUUUGCCUAAAAAGAGCUUAAAAGCACAUUUGGUGAAAACCGAAGUUACCCUAGCAACGACCCCGACCACGACUGUUGACGAAGGACCGCAUACACCUAUACCUACGCCACCUCCCGAACGAUGGCAACAAAAAGUCGUUUUAAAAGAAGAAGACCUAUACCCUUCCAUUCAUUGUGCAUCCCGCUAUCUUCCACUUUAUACAAUUCAAUUAUGUGAUCACUUUUUUGUGGUGGAUCUCCAAGUGAGUCUACUGUUGGGGAUUAGUACACAGGAUUUAAUGAGUCAGUAUCCUCAUCUGGACAGACGACCGGUUCAGAGCAAAGAAAAGGAAAGACUUUGGUCUCCACUAUCCACCAUGUUGACACAAGAUCAAUCACGUCAAGGGGAGAAACAGAAAUUUUUGGAAACGGACAUCUAUUUUGUUCGUUUGGAUCAAGUGAUUUCAGUGAUCAAGGAUGAUUAUAGUCAUCUAAGUAAGAGUAUCAUUACCAUCACAUUGGAUAUCGGUUAUACCUCUCCUCCUCCGGUAAAAUUACCACCUAAAUUUGCCAUGAAGAUGAGAAAAUGUGGUAUGCUUAAAUUUGAUCAGAAAACUUGA